Molecule: messenger RNA, 657 nt
Organism: Caretta caretta (loggerhead turtle)
Lineage: Eukaryota; Metazoa; Chordata; Testudines; Cheloniidae
Gene: LYRM1
Product: LYR motif containing 1
Cellular component (GO): mitochondrion
Source: RefSeq, a predicted model, not a curated record
CCCCAGGCAGCUGCCCUGCUCGCUACCCCCUAAUGCAGAAAACCAGUUGUUGGGGCACAGCUGGGCCAUGGAGUUUUUAUAGCAUGUUGGGGAUGACAUCAGUUGCACGACAAGAAGUUCUUGGCCUUUACCGCAGGAUAUUUAGAAUAGCCAAAAAAUGGCAGUCUGCAUCAGGACAGAUGGAAGACACUAUUAAAGAGAAACAGUACAUUAUAAAUGAAGCCAAAACCUUAUUCCAAAAAAACAAAGAUCUAACAGAUCCAGAGCUGAUUAAACAGUGUAUAGAAGAAUGCAAGGCAAGAGUAGAAAUCGGACUUCACUAUCACAUUCCCUACCCAAGACCUAUUCAUCUGCCUCCUCUGGGUCUCGCCCCACAACGUGGUCGUACAUUUCGAAACCAAGAAAAGCUGAGGAAGCUUUCCAAGCCAGCCUACUUGAGAUCCUACGACGAAGUUUCAUAACCCACUGUCAAAGUGUGGUGCAUAUUAUCACGAACUGCGAGGCAGACAUGGCUCGUGUGUGCAACUGUGAAUGAAAGUGUGUGCUUGAUAGUCACUUACUCUUCCUGACUCCACAAGCCUAGCUGAUUCAGUGUAUGGAAACUCUUGUAUUUAAGAUUCAACCACUGACAUCAAUAAAAGUAACAGCUUUUAAGGA